This is a messenger RNA of Dictyostelium purpureum, 687 nucleotides long. RefSeq lists its product as uncharacterized. Lineage: Eukaryota; Evosea; Eumycetozoa; Dictyosteliales; Dictyosteliaceae. The coding region runs from base 1 to 687 and encodes 228 amino acids. The record is from RefSeq and is a predicted model, not a curated record. The transcript is spliced from 2 exons.
AUGUCAACUCAUACAUUACAAGUUAUUUUACCAAUGAACGCUGAAAAGUUUUACGAAAUUACAGAAACUAAAGAAUUUGACCAAUUCCAAAUUCCAUUUUUGGGUUUAGAUUCUCACGAAUUGGUUGAAGAGAUAGAUAUGGGUGAUCAUCUUCAUAGAAUUGUUAAAAUUAAACCAAAAACCAGCAUUCCAAAAAUUUUAUUAAAAUUCACAACCUCAAACCAAGAAGUUUCAUAUCAAGAUACACAAACCAAAUCAAAGGUUAAGAGAGAGAUUACAUUUAAAACACAAGCCCCAGUUAUGGCUGAACAUAUUCAUGUUAAUGGUAUUAUUAAUGUUGAACCAUUAGACGAUAAUUCAUGUUUAAAAGUUAUUAAAGUUACAUUUAGAUUUACUGGUCCAUUACAAUGGUUCUCAUCAAUUAUAGAAAAUAACAUUCUUUCAGAAUUAAAGAAAACUAUGGAAUUACUCCCAACCAUCAUUGGUGAAUAUAAAAAACAUUUAUUAACCUUAGAAGCCACUAGUACAACUACUGAUGCUGCUGCCCCACAAGCCAACCCAAUCCAAGUUAAUGCCGAAAACAAUACAUCAAAUUUCGAACAACCUGAAUCUGGUAGUCCAUCCAAAUCCCAAACCACAAAUAACAGUAGCGAUUUACUUAACCCUGUUGCAUUAUCAGCCAAUUAG